GGUAACGCGGGCGCUCACUCGCGCCCUAAAGAGCCUAUGAUACCCUUCGCUCACCGUGGGCGCCUGUUAAAAUGGCGGCUGCCAGCGAAGCAACAAGUGAGAGGGCAAUGAUGUUGAUGGAAAUGUUUGACGACGACAACAAUUACACAUACCACGCUGACACCGACGACGAAACUGACGACGAAAUAAUAAUUGAAAACAUCGAUCGAAGCAUCAACGAAGGUUUAUUUAUAGCGGCAUCCCUUUGUCAACCAAAGAGGAAAAAGCCUACAAGAAUCAGAGAUUAUGUAGAAAGAACAGUACAGGAGUACUGUGAAGUAGAAUUCCAUCAGCAUUUUCGAAUGCACAGGGCAGAUUUUGAAGUACUUUGUAACUGGAUUGGCCCCUUGUUGCCCAAGGAGCGUACAAUCAGCUUGGAGAAAAAAAUGCUGGCAACAUUGUGGUUCCUUGGGAACCAAGAAUCCUUCAGAGGGAUUGGCGACAGAUUCAAUCUCAGCAAAGGAUCACUUAGGAGAGUAAUCCAUCUUAUCUGCCGCACACUAGCAUCUCAUCAAAAGAAAUGGAUUAAGUGGCCAUCUCUGGCUGAAAUGCAUGAAAAUGCGUCGCAGUUCCAAGCAAGAGCUGGUUUUCCGGGUGUUAUUGGAGCUCUAGAUGGGACCCAUGUUCAAAUAACAGCUCCAAGCCAGCACAGGGACUCCUUUGUCAAUCGUAAAAAGGACAUAAGUAUCCAAAUGCAGGUUAUCUGCAAUAAAUCCCUUUUGUUUUUGGAUGUGUGUGCAGGAUAUCCAGGUUCCGUGCACGAUGCACGGGUUUUUCGUAACAGCUCAAUUUGUAAAUAUUUACAAGAUAAUCCGCUGCCUCCCGCUUUUCAUCUGCUAGGGGAUUCUGCAUAUCAAUUGACAAAUACAGUUUUGGUGCCUUUUAGAGAUAAUGGUCAUUUGACCGACAGUGAAAAGAAGUACAAUAGGGCGCAUUCCUCAACGCGAGUAGAAAUAGAGCGAGCGAUAGGGUUAUUGAAGGGAAAAUUUAGAAAACUCAAGUUUGUAGACAUGCAGAUAGUUGAAGAUAUCCCUGUCAUCAUGGUGGCAGCUUGUGUCUUACACAAUUUUAUCAUUCUGAACAGAGGCAUUGAUGAAGAUGAGAUCAUUACAGUUGAUGAUGUGUAUAAUUACCAAGAUGAGGGUGAAGACAGACCUGCUUCCAGCGGUAUUCGAAAGCGCCUAGAAAUUGCACGUGCGCUACCAUAAAUCACCAGCUACAGUGUACUAAAAGACAGAGACUUUUUUUUUUUUUCAAGUUUUUAUUUUCUCAACCAAUAAUGUAUCUUAAAUAAAAGGUACUGCAAAAAUGUGUUUAGGACUGAACACUGUGCAUCUAUACAGCAUUCAAAAAGAAGGGUGUGCAUGCACACACAAAAGAGCAUAGACAGAGACUGAGAAACAUGUAAAAGGAGUAAACUGUACGAAACUUUUCAGCAGCCCACAGAGAUAAGCACUCCCGUUUGAAGUAUCAACUGACCAGUAGGAGAGAUGAAAUGUUUCCCCAAGAAAGCAUAAUGCCAAUACUGUCCAAUAACAUGUGGCAACCACAUGAUUACAACUGGCAAAAUUUGGGCAGUACUCAUAGGUUUCAUUCACAAUUUGACCAUUUCCCAAACUCAGGAAAUAUCCAUAUAAAAAAUAUUCACACAAGAAAACCUCUGGAAAUGGCAUAUUAAAUGACCCAUCUUAGUUAACACCAAAAAUAACUUAAACAAAAUGUUAGUCACUGAAACUUUGACAUGAAAUCAUUAUUUUCAUUCCUAAAGUUUGCAUAUGUAGCAUCACGACUAAACAGACUUCGUAGUCCUGUUUGCCCCCACUGGAGCAUAGGACUGCAAACAAAUCAAUAAACAGUACCCACAUAAAUAACAUAUCAAUAAAAACAAUUAGAAGUUGCACAGUAAUUGACGUGAUAAUUGGUAGAACAUGGAGGAAAUAAUGUCUGUUUAACAACAGACAGAGAAUUUGUGCUUUUUCAAUUUUUUAGUCUGAACUGCCAGGACGGGGUGGUGCAUGUAGCUUGUUUAUGUAGCUCUUAAGGAGAUCAUUUUUUUCUUGGAAGAGCUUUGUUUGGUCAGCCAAGUGUUUGUCCAGGAGAUCAAUUUUGUGCUUCAGAAGAUUCUUCUUCUCUUUCAUGAUUAGGUUUUUCUCCUGAAAUUCCUGUCUUAAUUUGCCCAUUUCUUCUUUUUGCUGCUGAGCAUAGUCUAAAAACCACUGUGGUGGUCCUGCCACAGUUCUCUUCCGUUUCUUGCUCCUUCUGUCCAAGAAAUCAGGGUUUGGGGACUUGGCUGAUGUGGACUGUGCAGUCGAUGCUGAUGGAGAUGCGGGAGUUGAUGGGGACUGUGCGGUGGAUGUUGAUGUUGAUGUGGACGGUGCCGCCAAUGACAAUGGGCCCAGUGCCUUUUGUGUAUAGUCGU
Pomacea canaliculata is the source of this 2458-nucleotide messenger RNA. Its product is annotated as putative nuclease HARBI1. Lineage: Eukaryota; Metazoa; Mollusca; Gastropoda; Architaenioglossa; Ampullariidae. Bases 72 to 1247 code for a protein of 391 amino acids. The record is from RefSeq and is a predicted model, not a curated record. The transcript has 3 exons.